AUGAAGGAAAAACCAGCGUGGUCAAUUUUUGUCUGUUUCAUGCUGCUUCACGGUAAGGCAGGAAAAUACAGAUUAACUAAAUGUGUUAAGAAACUCUUUUAAAAUAAAGUAACUUCCAUAUCUUAUUGAAUUUACAAUACAAAGCCGUUAUAAUAUCUGCCUCUCCUGUUAGAUAAAUGAAUGAAUGACAUUAUUCAUUCAAGUUUAUCUGCCAGUUAAGAGCUGAGAGGGAUUUCUUGAUCCUUAACAAGAGGACUGCGUGUUGCUUGUAAUCGGCUGAAACUGAGAGUUUGUGAUAUUUGCCUGUAGAUUUGCAUCGCCUCCAGUUAGGUUUAACUAUAAUCCUAACCCAAACACCUCUGUAAAGCUUUAGGCAUUUCUAAAGGUAUGAGACGCCACUUUGGGAUUAAAAUAAAUAAAAUAAUAUGGGAUUAUAAAUUGCAAAGAGAGGAGUUUCAGUAGUAGAAAAACAGCCAACUAAAGCAUGUGUGGCUGAUACAACAAGUAUUUAUCUCUGUCAUCGUUUUAAAGUGAAGUCUGAAAAUUAAUCACAACUUUUAUAUGGGAGAUAUGAGGUGGCGUUUAAUUCAGCUAAAUCGUUAUAUUCACUUAUAUUCACUAUUUUUUUUGCCAUCAAACAGACAAUGGUGACAGGAUGUCCAAUGAUUUUCUAGCAAUAUAUCUUAAUUCUGUUUCUUUAGUGUACUGCUGUAUAUAAAUACCAUGUAAGGUCCUACACAUGGUCUGUUUUCCUGUCUACUGCUGUGAAAGGGGUCAUUUUUAUCAGUGGAUGAAUAAUAUCAGUUUAUAAGCAGCCAAUUUAUGACAAACAGUAGUUAGUCUUGGAUUUCAUAUGUUGUCAAAUGCAUUUUUCAUUCGGAGAGAUCAUGGUGUUAUUAGCCUUGUGAGGGCUGAUGGUGAUGUGACACUAAUUACAUCAAGAUGCCAUUGAUUGGUUACCUCUAAUUUUUAUGUUUCCUUCUUUUGAAUGGUUUUGUUCAAGCAAAUCAAAAUUCUUCUUUUCCUUGUUUUUCUUUCCCUUUUUAUUUUAAAUAUAAUUCUCAAUUUGUUUCAAAUCAAAGAAUCUGAAGUAGCACAGGAGUUUAUUAUGUUCUGAUACAGUCUGAUACUGCAGACACUCUGUGACAGUGAAAACAAGACAUGACUUUUUAAAAUAUCUGAGCAACAGAACAUAUUUUAUAUUGUUAAAUAUACUGUAGUUUGAUGCACGAAUUUAUAAUUUUUACUACAUUUUAUUACUUCAUGGUACAUUGUUUUCUGACAAGUUUAUUUAUUGUAAGACUUGUUGCUAGCUAAGGCCCUUUGCUAGGUUUACUGCAGUAUUAUUCCUUAAUGUGAGCAUUGUUGUACUGGGACCCAGUGUAGCAUUGUACAUGACAUGUGUCACUAAUUUUGUUUGCCUUUUUUAUUUAUAGGUCUCACCGCAGCACUAAACUGCACCAGCCCAACCCGUAAAUCCUUGUACCGCGCACUACAAAAGGAAUUAUUCUCUGAAAAACUGGUGCCUCCAAACAACUUCACUCACCCAUUUGAAGUGACAGUCAGUAUCACUGUGGUGGGACUUUUAGGAGUGGUGAGUCCACCUUUACACAAAUACUACCUCUCUAUAAACACAAAUAAUGUUGAAUUCACAUAUUUGUUGUCAAAAUCAUCAGCAAUCUACUUAAAUACCUUUAAUUAACCUUCACAGGAUGAGAAAGCCCAAACCAUGACAACAGUCAUAUGGCAAGUACUAGUAAGUUCAUGAUGAGAUUUUUCUUAUUUUACCCUGAUGACAUUGACCAUUUGUAGAUUAUUAUUUAUGGGUUAGUAUUUGAUUGAAGAAAAACAGGGAUAAACAAAGAUAUGAUGUGUAAUCUCACUGAAAUUAGAACUUUAAGGCACCAAUCAGUCAGAAAUCUGCAGAUAAAGAUUUCACUAUUUUACUUGUUGAGAUUUAAUAAACUUGAUAAUUAGUCUCACUAGAAUUAAAGUAAACUGAUGAGGUAUUAUACAAAAAGUUUACACACAAAAAUAAAGGCUAAAAAAGAAUAUUUUGAUAUUUUGUCGGUAACACUGCUUUUGUUCUGUCAAAUGAAGGAGUGGCAAAUAGACGGACUGAGCUGGGAGAAGGAGGAAUGUGGAACGGACCGAGUUUCAGUCCCUCGGGAAGAGCUUUGGGUUCCAGAUGUCCACAUUGGAGAGUUGUAAGUUUAAAUUAUGAUAAAAGUAAAAACCUGAGAUGUCAGUACCAGCAAACAUUGUUCCCAUUACCCUCAUUUAUAGUCUAAGGUAAUAAUCCUGACGCUUAUUUUGAGAUUAAAGACAGCAAUUUUUGUCUGUUAUUUUACUUUGUGUUGGAUUCAAUUAAUGAUCAAUUCUUAACUCUAUUCCAUUCACUUUUAGCAUGGAUGAAGAUACCUCUCCAAAAACUCCCUAUGUGUACUUGUACAACACAGGUCAUGUUUAUGAUGACAAGCCUGUCAGGGUGAUCAGCUCCUGUCGGUUAGAAAUCUACACCUUUCCCUUCGACAUCCAGAACUGCUCGCUGACCUUUGGAGCAUAUGUGCACUUUGGUAAGAGUAUUUAUGUCAAACGUUUUAAUUGUUGAAGGUCUUUGUCAAGUUAGAUGUCAAACUCCACUUUGAGCAUCUACCAACGUGAUGCAAAAACUGUGUGAAAUAUUUCACUAAAGCUACGGACGUGAAGAUGGUGCAAGGCUCCUCAGCUGAAGACAUCCUGCAAGAGUCCAGAACAGUGAUUGAGACCAAUGGGGAGUGGGAGCUCAUAGGCAUCACUGUGACCCCUUAUAUCCUGGACUUAGAAGGUGGAAGCUACUCUCAGGUUGCCUACAGUGUAAGCUCUUCUUUAACAUCAAACUGAUCUAUUGUAUAUUUUCCAUCUUUUGUCUCACAAUAGCAACUUUGUAAGAAAAAAAAUCUAUAAGCCUACGUUUCCUUAUCCUGUAAGGCAAAAUUAUGGCAGUUUUGGACUGAGGUUACACAGAACAUGUAGCAGGCUACCUCUGCAAGAUAAAACACUGCAAUUGAUUAAAAUACCAGAGAAUGUAAUUUUCUAUCUAGCAGCCUAAUUCAAGUCUCAUUGUACCUGCUUCCUCCAAAGCUCCUCAUAAGGCGCCGGCCUGUCCUGUACGUGGUGAACCUGUUGAUCCCCAGCUGCUUCCUUGUCACGGUGGACCUUUUCAGCUUCCUACUGCCUCCAUCAAGUGUGGACAGAUCCUCCUUCAAGAUGACUCUGAUCCUGGGUUACACGGUCUUCCUGCUCAUCAUGAAUGACCUGCUGCCUGUGACUGGAGAAACGACACCUCUCAUCAGUGAGUUACAUCUCCGAAAAGAGCAGCAGAGUUAAAGAGUCUUCUUCACUGUGAACUGAGCAUGUUAACCUUCUUCCUAUGUUAGCUUUUACUACACACCCACUAUGUCAAGGGUCAGUUUUGACCCGUGUCUUAAAUCAGCUGUUAAUAACACUAAUAAAAAAUUCUCUAUCAUCCAAUUUGGUUCUCAUCUCUAGGUUACAUUGUUAGGCUUCAUUAUCCAUGAAAAUAUGGUUUGUAAUAUUUUUGUAGUGGUCCUCUGGGCUUUUCUUUGUCAGUAUACUCCUCAUACAGACAUCUACACUUAAUUGAUCUCACAUGUCUGGACAUGCCCGACGUUGUUUUUUGUGCAGGGUAAAUCAUGGUAAAUGAGAAUUUCCUAAAUCUCACAUGAUUGGAAGAGGAUCUGACUGUCAUUGAGGUGCCUGACAGUGCACAAUAUGAUUUCAGUUUUUGUUCUAAUCAUUGAUUUUUAAUCUAACUGGGUCAACAGUGACCCUAACACAACAAGUGCCAUCAUUUUAAUAAGAGCAUUUUAUAAUUUAGUCAAUUUGAUUAUUUUAUUUUCAUUUUUGUUGAAAUAGAGGUUCCUAACAAAGUCAAAACGUCUUGAUGCAAAUAAACUAAUUUAAGUGGUUCUUUUAAGCAUUUAAAAACAAAAACAGGUCGGUGCAGACCCUAACACAGGAGGAGGGUUAAAAAAAAAUCACAAUUAUUUUUGUGAAAUAAUUAGAUAAAUCCAAAUAUCCUCCAAAUGUUUUUAUGUCAACAUAUUUCCUUUUUUUAUGACGCUUUUCCCGUUUAAAAAAAGCCACUAACUAGAAUGAGAUUAAAAAGGACAUUUCUUACAUGUUUGUUAAGCUCACACUGUAUUACAUUUUCCAGAAUAAGGCCUACAUCAAAGCCAAUAAGGCUUAAGUUCAUGUAUUUAAGCAUUCAUGAUAAACAAAUUGUGUAGUUCUUACUGAAUCUAAUAUCUUUUGAUGUGUGUCCUGUAGAUGUUUUCUUCUCCCUCAGCCUGGCUCUGAUGGUGACCAGCCUGUUGGAGACGGUGUUCAUCACUAAUGUCCAGUACAGCUCCAGUCAGUACAGUGCAGUUCCAAACUGGCUGAGCGUCCUUGUGCUGCGAUAUCUUGCUAUUGUAGUCUGUCUUCCCCCGAAGAAAAAGAGCAACCGAGUCACUGUCAACCUCAACCAGUCUACCAGAGGUACAGUAGUAAUAUCUUUGUUAUAUUUUCUUUUUGUUCUUUGGUAAGUGAGACAGUCUUCUCAAGGUUACUAACGCUCGUAACAUCCCAUUUUAGCAGUGUAAAUAGAAUAAAUUAUAACCACUUUUAUUGUUUUUUUUUAUUAUUUUGGACAGAACCGACAAUAAUCCAUGCCAUCUCCGGGGAUGAAACUUUAGCAAAACUCUCCCCAAGCCCCUUACUCCCCUCAGACAAACCUGACCCGGCCCUGGAGGAACUGAAGAAGAUCGGCAAAGAUCUCACGGUCAUCCGCCUGCAGAUAGACAAUCACUUCAAGGGGACCAGCACCUCUCAUGAGUGGCAAAUGAUUGGGAUAGUCAUCGACCGUCUGCUUUUCGGCCUGUACAUCCUCUUCAUCCUUGUCAGCUUCAUCACCAUCAUCAGUAUCUGGAUCUGGAAUAAUAACUCUAAAGUAAAAUUAAACUAAGGAGUUAAUAGACGGAUUUAAAUCAGACAGACACAUUCAUAACCAUCAAGAGAAUCUGCAAUAAUUUAACCUGUGGAGACAGAGUUACCAGCAUCUUAUCCUGAGAUGUAAAACUAUUCAGUGACUUUACAGCUCUUGGAAAAGAGGAGUUAUGAUUCCUUCUUUAAACAAGACACUGGUAUUUUCAUUUUUGUCAAUUUAGAUGUGAGUUUAAGGACUUUUUACUGAAUGACAAAUUCUAGAAUUUUAGCAGAGGAACAUUUUGAAAAGAGGUCAAGAAUGAACUUCAUUGGCAUGCUUUUUUUUAAUCGCAUAUGUGUUGUGUCAUUCGAUUGGUCUAAAAAUAAUCACUCAUCAGUUUCAGUUUACUGUGUUUGGCAGCUGUACUCAGCUUACAGUCGCUCUCCUGCGUUAGAACAGCCAGUCUACUUAAAAAGAAAUGUUUCAUUUCUGCUCAUCUUAUCCAUUAGAUGGCGCCAUUGUUUAGUUAAAAUGUAGUGUAGUGCCACAUUGAAGAAGAAAUAUUUCUGCUGCUCUGCUCAACACAGAACUGAGUAUUACAGCUACUUUGUCUCAUCGCUAUUUUUUAAUUAGAGAUCACUAGAUAAACCUACAACACUAAUAUAUGAUAGAUGUAUAUAAUACAUAUUAGCCUCAAGUGGACAAGUCUGUGCAAUGAUCACUUUUACUUACAGCACUUCGAUAAUAUAUGUUGUAAAUUAUAUUUUCAUGGUUUUAGUUGAAAAAAUCUGAAUUAUUCACUUAUAAUUAUUAUUAUUCUAAAAAUUUUGUUAUGCUCUUCUGACUGUGCUUUUUUAAAUAAAGUUGCACAUAAAAAAAAAAAAGGUUCAAAACAGUUUCACUCCAUUUGUUUCUCCAUGUUUAGACCACAAAGAAAGUGGUCUCUAAAAAUCAGCUGGUGACUUCUUGAUCAGGUUGAUUAGCAAAUUUGGACAAAGAUGAAAUUCAAAUUGGCAAAAACUAAACAUUUCAGUCAAUCAACUGCCUUUUUUUAUAGAAACAGCUGAUCUAAAGCAAUUUUGAUAUAAUUUUAGAGUUUGAUUUAAUCAUGUCUCAGAAAAAACGUCUCAAAUAAGAGGAUGUGCUGCCUUUACUUGUCCAAACUUUUUCUUCCUUCUUGUCUUUUCUUUGUUCUUUCACAGUUUUGUUUUACAGAAGCCUUUGGUAAAUUGUUUAUUUUUGUAUGAAAUAAUAAUUUUAUUAUUAAAACAUCAUGAUUCAGCUGCAAACAUUUUAAUUUCUCACCAAAAGUUUGUCAUUACUGCUGUAAUUUCUCUAUCUGCACAUUAAAAUCCAUGAGACUCCUCAACAGUCUAGCCAGUCUUUUAUUGUCAACAUAAUUACAGAACAAAGGCAAAUUACCACAAAGAACAAUCAUUAAAAUAACAAAAUCAACAUUUUUAAUAAGUGUAGUGCACUUUAAAACCUCAACAUGGCUCCAUGUUAAAGGCAGUCAAGAGGAAAACAAUGUGCUGGAAAAGCAGGCGAGGUUUUGAGCGUCACUUUGUUCUGGAGCUUGUUAAGAGUUCAGUGUUGGAUUGAAAAGCAGUCUUAUUACUGCAGUUUAAACCUUUAAGGCGGACUAUUAUUGCUCGUAAUGUGUCCCAUGACGGGUUAUUUUUCUGAUAGGUGGCUGUAUGCAAAGCAAAGGCAGAGCCCCGACCCACUAAACCCUCUUAUGUGUUGGCCAGCACAGUGGUUCAGAGCCUUGGAGGUCCAAAGACCAAUCUGCGGAUCACCAGAAAACUGAACGUGAAAAAAGGACCGAUGUUUGGAAACAAUCUGAAGAGGAAAAAUAAGAGUUUGGUCGACGAAUCAAAACUCAAGUAUGAGGUAAGUCUAUGCCAGCAGAGACAGUCAGAAUAAGCUGCUUCAUUUUAAAGGAAUAGUUCGACAUUUAAGGAACUUUUCUUCACGCCUCUGUUGUGCAAACAUGAGCCAGCAACCUACUAACUUAGCUUAACCAAGAGAUAUACUCGUCACAUAAACUGUUGAAAAAUUAUCAGUACAUAUUCUCCCAUUUAACUCUGACUUGUUUUUGUUUGUUUCAGUGCUUGUAG
Messenger RNA from Xyrichtys novacula (pearly razorfish), 7089 nucleotides. Lineage: Eukaryota; Metazoa; Chordata; Actinopteri; Labriformes; Labridae. The record is from the annotation of a GenBank genome assembly.